AUGUUCAGGAUUGUUCAGCUUGCAGGUCCGUUAUUAUCCGCCGGAGCUAUUGUUUCUUUCAACUCGAGCUUGAUUUCAAACGAGUCGUCGAGCCGUCGGUUCUACGAAGAUGAAGCCAACGUCGUUCCGCGUCCAGGAACCGUAGUUGCCGCACCGGCGUCGGAGAUUGAGUCACUCGGAGAAAACAAGAUCAUCGACGGGAUAUCCGUGCGCUCGACAAAGACCACCGAGAAUUUUUUCAAGACCGCGAGGCAGCAUGCCAGUGUGGCAUUGACCGAGUUGAACCAUUGGCUCAAUAAGCAGUACACCAAUUUCAACGACACGGAACGAUUUGUCACGACCACAGUGAGCGAUUUGCACUACAAGAGGGAAGACAUCUUGCCCAAUGGCAUCUAUGUGAUUAUUGCGAUUUUGUCGGGAACCGUUGCCGCGAGAACGCGCGGUGUGAUAUCGAAAGUGUGUUUCCCCACGAUAGCUGGCCUCGCUGCAUUUCGAUACUUUUUGCCAGUGACAUUUGACAAUACGCGUGUGUUUGCUUGGAAGUUGGAACAGAAAAACGUCCCUUCGUUUGCCAAGCAACAAGAAGACGCAUACCACGGUGCUAUUGCUUUGGCUAAAUCGAUUGAAGAAGGCACUGAGCGGAACAUAAAGAGAGUCGAGGACGGAACUCAGUCGUUGAGGAAAUCAAUUGCUGAUAUAACGGGCUUGAAUCUUGACGAGGAGGUGUCGAAAAAGAAGUAG
Messenger RNA from Lodderomyces beijingensis, 741 nucleotides. Lineage: Eukaryota; Fungi; Ascomycota; Pichiomycetes; Serinales; Debaryomycetaceae. The record is from the annotation of a GenBank genome assembly.